AUGGGAUUGCACAAUGCGCCCAAAAGACCGAUACAGGCUGGACACGAUGACCCUCAGAUUGGCGCUUCAGCAUCGGCAUCAACACCCAACGCUUCCUCGAAGCCUUCCGCAUCCGAUCCAAUCGCCCCGAGCACUGCCACGCAGUCUACCGACUUUACCUCCCAUCCACCUCCCGCAGCGCCUUUGGCCACUCCGCACGAUCGACAGCGGCCCGAGGCGAACUUUGCGCCUGGGCUGCAAAGAGGAGACUUUGGCGAUUCGGUCAGCAGAAAGGCUGCCGAGGCGGAUAAGCAGCCUUUGCCCUUUCUAGCUACUGCGCUGGGUGUGCUGAAGAGGCCCUCGACUGCGCCGCUCACGAGGGAGGAGAAGAGGGAGCGCUUUGUGGAUCAGGAUCGCAGGAUGGCCAAGCGGCGAGCCAUGUGAGUAGAGUGCUCGCUGCAGCAAAGGCGAACAGGAGUGCACUGCACUGCACUGCAGCGCCCAAGUGGUCCCUCAUACAUGCUCGCUCAUCCAAGAAUCCCGCUCUUGUGGACUCGCUUCACAGUGUCAAGGAAGCUACGAGAGGCUACUUUAACGACUUUCAUGCCACACGGUCUCACGGAGGCAAGACGUGGAGAGCACCUGGCACGAUGAUCAAGCAUGAUGUGAGUGCACGAACAAAAUGGACGGAAUGACGGCGCGUGCGCAUGCGCAUGGACAUCGAGAAAGGGCAACGCGUUGCAAGAGCACUCUGGAGAGCGACCCGUCGCCCUCUCUCAGCUCCUUGAAACUUCGCCUCCUCCUGCGCGACUCACCCCGCUUCUUUCGUCCCCUUUCUUGACCUUUCCCCUUCAGCGCUCACUCUACUUUCCCGGUAUAUCGGGCACAUGCCUGGCAGACAGGUCUACAAAGUCGACGACGGACAUGCUUCAGGGCAAAGUGUCCAUCGUCUCACUCAUCAGCAGCACCAUUUCCGAACAACACACCAAGAGCUUCAACAGCGAGACUCUGCAAGUUUACGAGAAUCACCCGAGCUUUCAGCUGGUGCAGGUGAGCGGGCUUGGUGUUGGAGCAGGGCGAAACAAGCUUGCCACGUGCUAGGCCAGGCUUGGUGCAGCUACAUCUAGUCUACCGCCCUUUGUCGCUGCGCAUGGAUGCUGACCGCUGAGCGCUCAUCUCUAUCCCGGCGAGCACAGGUGAAUUUGCAAGAGAAUGCCUUGAAGAUGUACCUCGUCUCCCUCUUCUUGUCCAACCUGCGCCGACAGACGCCAGCCUCGCAGCACGGCUCCUACAUCUUGUCUCGUCAGAACAUGGAGCUGGAGAGGGAUGCGAUGGGUCUGCACAACAAGCACGUCGGCUACACCUACCUCGUCGGACCGGAUCUCAAGAUACGCUGGGCUGGCUGCGGCUUUGCGGAGGAGGAGGAGAGCAGAGCGCUUUUGAAUUGCACUGCAGUGUUGCUGAGAAGAGCUGAGGAGGCGAAGAAGGAGAAGGCCUCUGCGUAA
This is a messenger RNA of Ceraceosorus bombacis, 1484 nucleotides long. The record is from the annotation of a GenBank genome assembly. Lineage: Eukaryota; Fungi; Basidiomycota; Exobasidiomycetes; Ceraceosorales; Ceraceosoraceae.